Messenger RNA from Lontra canadensis (Northern American river otter), 2810 nucleotides. RefSeq names its product Spi-B transcription factor (gene SPIB). The record is from RefSeq and is a predicted model, not a curated record. Lineage: Eukaryota; Metazoa; Chordata; Mammalia; Carnivora; Mustelidae. Gene Ontology annotation, molecular function: DNA-binding transcription factor activity, RNA polymerase II-specific; sequence-specific DNA binding. The transcript is spliced from 6 exons. Gene Ontology annotation, cellular component: nucleus. Bases 145 to 963 code for a protein of 272 amino acids. Gene Ontology annotation, biological process: regulation of transcription by RNA polymerase II; cell differentiation.
UCCCGCUCGAGUGUGGUGGGGCUGGUCUCACACAAGGACACAGCAGAAGAGCUGCGGUGGUCACAGCUGCAGCCGCCUCCCCCCCUCCGGCUACCCCACUGGCUCCCAACCACCCUGAGACUCCAGGCUGAAGGCACCCCUGACAUGCCCCUGUGUCUCUCUCCCUCCAGGCUCGACGGGCCACACUUCAGCUGUCUGUAUCCAGAUGGUGUCUUCUAUGAUCUGGACAGCUGCAAACACCCCAGCUACCCCGACUCAGAGGGGGCUUCUGACUCCCUGUGGGGCUGGGACCUCAGUCCAGCUGUCCCAGCCACCUCCUAUGAAGCCUUCAACCCGGCUGUGGCCAACUUCAGCCAUCCUCAAGGAAUCCAGCUCUGUUACGGACCCUCGACCUACAGCCCCGUGGGGAGCCUGGACCCAGCACCCAGUGUAGAGGCCCCGGGGCCCAGCUUCCCAGCAUACCCCACGGAGGACUUCACCAGCCAGGCCAGCCAACAGAGGCAUGGAUGUCAGACUAUGGGCCCCCCGGCGUAUGCCCCGUACCCCAGCCCUCUGCUGUCAGAGGAGGAAGACCUCCUGCUGGACAGCCCAGCCCUGGAAGUUUCAGACAGCGAAUCGGAUGAGGCCCUCAUGGCUGGCCCUGAGGGGAGGGCAUCUGAGGCAGGGGCCCGCAAGAAGCUCCGCCUGUACCAGUUCCUGCUGGGUCUGCUGACGCGCGGAGACAUGCGCGACUGCGUGUGGUGGGUGGAGCCGGGCGCCGGGGUCUUCCAGUUCUCCUCCAAGCACAAGGAGCUCCUGGCGCGCCGCUGGGGCCAGCAGAAGGGCAACCGCAAGCGCAUGACCUACCAGAAGCUGGCGCGCGCCCUGCGCAACUACGCCAAGACCGGCGAGAUCCGCAAGGUCAAGCGCAAGCUCACCUACCAGUUCGACAGCGCGCUGCUGCCCGCCGCCCGCCGGGCCUGAGCCCAGUGGGGGUCUCUCCGGGGCUCCACGUCUGCGUCACGUUGGCGUCCCCACACUCUAGGUCAUAGGACCCGUGGAUUCCCCACGCUGUUGGGGGUGGGGGGCUGCCAUAAUCCCUAAGCUCUGCCCAGGGCCCCUCUGGGACUCCACCUCACCCCAAUCAUGUCUGGGGCCCCUCUGGGAUUUCCUUGUCAUGUUCAGGGUCGCCAGGAUCCUCGUGCCUUGGGUCACAGAACCCAUGGAGGACUAUACUCUGUGUCUGUGCGGAGGGGAUGGGCAGGACCCUGCUUCCAGAUAGCCUUGUGGUGUCUGAGAUCGUCCAACCAAGCUCUCUGAGCUCCCUUGUGUGUCUGGGAUUCCUCAGUCUCAUCUGGGGAGGGUGAGCUCACAGCUCAUCACACAGGGAGGGGGUUGCUGCUUGUAACCCUAAGCCCCGUCCAGCCAGGGUCUCUCUGGGAUCCCCUUCUCAUGUCUGACACUCUCCUAUCAGAUCUGAGAUCUCCUACUUCUGUCUGGGGCCUUCUGGAAACCCUCUAUCAUGUCUCAAAUCUCUAUGCCCAUCUGUGACUCUCUUGUCCUGUUCCCCAAAAUAUGUUUGUCAUCUUGAGAUCCCCCAAUUCUCUGGAACCACUGUGCUAUCACUUUUUGUGUGUGUGUCUGGAAUUCUCCAAUCACAUCCAGAGUAGCUCUGGGAUCCUUUGGGCAUGUCUAAAAACAACCUUGUCAGGUCUAUGGGAGACCUUGGUGAACUCUGUCUUGUCCAGGCCACCUCUGGGAUCCCCUGGUCUGUCUGGGAUCCUUCCAAUCACAUCUGGGGCCUCCCUGGGAUCCCCUAUCUGCUCUGCCCCUUUGGGGACCCCAUCAGCAGACCUGAGUUCUCACAGGGACCCUCCCCUUCCUGGAGUGCCCUCUGUAGGGCCAAGCUAGAGAUCAUUCUGGCCAGUCAACUGAUUUCCGGGUGAUCUUGGCAGCUCUCCCAUCUCAUCUCUAACCAGAGGUCUCACAUUGGUACCCCUACCCCUCUAGCUCCCUUUGGGGCAAAUCAGAUCUCCAGUGGUGGGUCCUUCUUUAGUUCCCUGCAGCAGUGAGGGAGAUUUUACAAACUCCUUCCCUUCAGACUUUGCACGAUCCAGCAAAGGUGGGCAGCUUUGCGGUGCAGAGAGGCUGGAGGAGGGUGCCGGGCACCCUUAAUGGGGUGCCUGUUCUCCAGUCUGUCCCAGUCCCCGCUGCCCCUGGCUGUCAGACCCCAGUGGCUUCUUUCAGUCGCCUCUUGGCCCCUGACCAUUUGUGUUUUCAGCCCUGGUGUGAACCCACGGAGGUGAAGCUUGGGUUCACUGUGGGAGCUCCGAUUCGAACCCUGUGGGGGUGUCACAGACUGUGGGCUAAGAUGCCAGAGUCCCAGUCCUUGAGUCUUUGUGACUGGGGGAUCUAGGGUGAAAGACUUGCUGCUUCUGGGCCUCAGUUUGUCCCUUCUGUGAAAGGGGAGAGGAGGAGGAAGAUAGAAAAAGUCCCUUGCAGCCCUGCUGAGCCUUUGAUGCAUCUUCUGGAAAUCUACCCCACCACCCAUUCAUUGAUGUCCAGGAGGAGGACAACAAGGAAGGAACUUCAAAGACCCAGAGAGGAAAAAGGUCCUUAUGGGGCACACAGCUGCUGGUAGCAGAGCCCAGGCUGGGACCUGCCCUCCCAAGGACAGCACACACCUUCACACUGGAAUGGGGGCAGGGUGGGAAGGGAGUGCCAGGGACAAAAUGUUCCCAGGGCCUCCUCUUGCAAAUGAGGUACCUUUUGCAAAAACUAUCAUCAUCACCCCAAGUGUGGAAUAAAAUAAAAUAAAACAAAUCAAGGUA